Molecule: messenger RNA, 1431 nt
Organism: Suillus discolor
Lineage: Eukaryota; Fungi; Basidiomycota; Agaricomycetes; Boletales; Suillaceae
Exons: 3
Coding region: 1-1431 (476 amino acids)
Source: RefSeq, a predicted model, not a curated record
AUGUUUGCUUCCUCCUUCAAUCCCGCUGUCCGACCUCCCACCCGUUGUGGAGCAGCCAAAAAUUAUUUCCUCCCGGUCCCGUCGGGCUUCUCUCUCCAGGUUUUCAAGGCCCCGACGAUGUCUGCACGUCCGUAUGCAGCGAAAGUGGACUUAGACUACCGUCCUAUGGCACGGGCGGACUCUCAGUCGAGACAACAGUCCGGACACGUUCCUCGCCAGCAGGAACCCACGAGGAAGCUAUUAAAGGCUCCUCCGCCUGAGGAGACAGGCUUUGCUAAGCGAUCGUACGAGCACAAGCCAAGCUCCGGGAGAUACGCUAUUCACGCCGGACCUGUGCCCGACACAUACAUUUAUGAGCGCUCAAUAUCGUCCAAGGUUCCAUACCCCUACUCGCCUUCUGACGUAACGAGCGAAUGCGACUCUAUAUUCUCAGUGAACACACAGAUCUCUUCCGGCUCAUCGAGCAGCAGCAGCGUCACGGAUAGCCCCCCAAACACGCGGAUGCUUCAGAUCAGAGCUGCUUCACCGAGCUCUGAGCAAACACAUUCGCGUUCACCCCAUUCGUACCACCCCAGGGGUAUGUCGACUUUCCCACAAGGGCAUUCAUGCCCUUCAUGUGGUGAGGCGAGUUCUCCGCCAAGAACUUCAUCUAUGGCUGGCAAUAAGGGGAACUACGCCCCUUAUCCUUCACGUCCACUCCCCACACCCCCAGUGAGCGCUAGAGUACGUAAGGACAGCAUUCUCCUAGCAAGCGAGCGCUCUAUUAUGUCAUAUGACACCCGUCAGCACUCGACAUCACUCAAGCAUGGUGAACGCGUGCCAUUCCUGGCUCCACCGGUAGUUGAGCAAGGGAGAAAUAAUAUGGGAAUGCAGCUGUCGCGCUCAUCGUCCCUCAAGGGAAACCUCUCCAUUAGUAUCCCACCACCUCCGGGUUUGGAUUUGGUCCCUGGUGGUCAUUACGAGUACCCUCCUGUUCAGGGACCCGUACAGGACACUGAACCAAAUUUCCGACCGCCUAGCGCACCGCAUCGCCGGAAUUUUGAUGGCGAUCACAUCCAAACCUUGCAACAGCAGCCGGGGUGCCUCGCACGGUCUGUGCGGUGGUGCGAUGAUUUGAUAUGUCCAUCGCCUAUAUUCCCGAAUCAGAGAAGGAAGGGAUGGUUUAAUCGCAGAGGAGACCAGCUCUGGCGAAACGAUGGUUCCUACCGGGCACCAGCACCAGGAGACGCGUACCCUCCUGACCUUGAGGGCUAUCCAGAGCCCGGAGGGGGAUGGCAGAACGAGGAAGGAACUCGCAUUGACAUCAAUCAUCGUUUGAUACCCAAACCUCCGCUGCGCUCUGUAUUGAAGCCAACGAAUUAUAAGUGUCAGGAUGGUAUUAUUGCUGGUUACCUCACCGCUGUCCCCUCGCCGACAUCUGACGACGAGUGA